GAACCCUUGAGCAAACUCGCCCGGGUCAUAGAAAACCUCUCCUGCUACGCUCGCCUUAAUCCCCCAUCUAACCCCAGAAUUUUCUGCCACACCCAGCCGCCAAACCUUUUCUAGGAUCUCCCGUAAUCCGCCCCGAUCCGAUCGGAGCUCCGCCGCCUGCCAUGGCUGACGAGGCGAAGGCGAAAGGUAAUGCGGCCUUCUCGGCAGGCCGGUUCGAAGAGGCGGCGCAGCACUUCUCCGACGCCAUCGCGCUCGCCCCUGGUAACCACGUCCUCUACUCCAACCGCUCGGCGGCGCUCGCCUCGCUCCACCGCUACUCCGAUGCGCUCGCCGACGCCGAGAAGACCGUCGAGCUCAAGCCCGAUUGGGCCAAGGGCUACUCGCGCCUCGGCGCCGCCCACCUCGGCCUCGGGGAUGCAGCCAGCGCGGUCGCCGCCUACGAGAAGGGCCUCGCUCUCGAUCCGAGCAACGAGGGCCUCAAAGCGGGACUUGCUGAUGCUAAGAAGGCUACAGCUGCCCCGCCGCGCCGUUCACCGUCUGGCGCCGACGCAAUCGGCCAGAUGUUCCAGGGGCCUGAGCUCUGGAGCAAGAUCGCUUCCGACCCCGCUACGCGCGCCUAUCUCGAGCAGCCGGAUUUCAUGCAGAUGCUGCGGGAAGUGCAGCGGAACCCAAGCAGCCUCAACAUGUACCUCUCGGACCCCCGCAUGAUGCAGGUUCUCAGUCUUAUGCUUAAUAUCAAGAUCCAGAGACCCGAGGACUCCGAACUGCCUGAGGCUUCCUCGCCGUCAUCGCCACCGCAGCGGCAGCAGGAACAGCCCAAGCCGAAGGCGAGGGAGGUGGAGCCAGAGCCGGAGCCGAUGGAGGUGAAUGACGAGGAGAAGGAGCGGAAGGAGAGGAAAGCAGCUGCUCAGAAGGAGAAGGAGGCAGGGAACGCAUCUUACAAGAAGAAGGACUUCGAAACGGCAAUCCAGCAUUACACAAAAGCAAUGGAGCUUGAUGACGAGGACAUCUCCUACCUCACUAACCGAGCAGCGGUGUACAUCGAAAUGGGAAAGUACGAUGAGUGCAUCAAGGACUGUGAUAAGGCUGUGGAGAGGGGAAGGGAACUUCGCGCUGAUUUCAAGAUGGUUGCAAGGGCACUGACAAGAAAAGGAACUGCUCUGGCCAAACUUGCUAAAACUUCAAAAGACUAUGAUCUUGCAAUUGAGACUUUCCAGAAGGCUCUAACUGAGCAUCGGAAUCCAGACACUCUAAAAAGACUAAAUGAGGCUGAAAAGGCAAAGAAAGACUUGGAGCAACAAGAGUAUUAUGAUCCAAAGCUAGCAGAUGAGGAGAGAGAGAAAGGUAAUGAGUUUUUCAAGCAGCAAAAGUAUCCAGAAGCAAUCAAGCAUUACAAUGAGGCUCUCAGGAGGAACCCAAAUGAUGUUAAAGUAUACAGCAAUAGGGCUGCAUGCUACACCAAGUUGGGAGCCAUGCCUGAAGGUCUUAAAGAUGCAGAGAAGUGCAUUGAGCUAGACCCAACCUUCUCCAAAGGGUACUCAAGGAAAGGUGCAAUUCAAUUUUUCAUGAAAGAGCAUGACAAGGCAAUGGAAACUUACCAGGCUGGCUUAAAGCAUGAUCCUAAUAACCAGGAAUUGCUUGACGGUAUAAAGAGGUGUAUUGAGCAGAUCAACAAGGCUAACAGGGGUGAAAUAAGUCAGGAGGACUUGCAGGAGAAACAAAGUAAAGCUAUGCAGGAUCCAGAAAUCCAGAACAUCCUUACCGAUCCUAUCAUGCGACAGGUAUUGAUUGAUUUCCAGGAGAACCCUAGGGCUGCCCAGGAUCAUCUCAAAAACCCUGGAGUGGCGCAGAAGAUUCAAAAGCUUAUAAGCGCUGGAAUUGUUCAAAUGAGAUAAUCAAGCAAAACUAGAAGGCAGAAGCGUUUGUGACCACUUGCAAUCUUUGUGAACUUCUGAUGUACGUUAUGGGACUUGUCACCAUUUAUGAUUGGAUUUGUAGUACAGUUUGCCUUAUUCAUGGUUACCGCUGUGACAUACAAUUUUACAUGUGCAAUGCCUCAUUUUGUCAGUCCUAGCCGUUUUGGCCUUCCGAGUGGACAGCGAGAGAUGCUGUCAUAUUUUAUUUACUGUGGUCUAGCGAUAUGUUGUGAAUGGAAAAGUUCGUUCUUGAGUCC
Brachypodium distachyon (stiff brome) is the source of this 2173-nucleotide messenger RNA. Its product is annotated as hsp70-Hsp90 organizing protein. Gene Ontology annotation, molecular function: Hsp90 protein binding. The transcript is spliced from 7 exons. The record is from RefSeq and is a predicted model, not a curated record. NCBI's taxonomy places the organism in Eukaryota, Viridiplantae, Streptophyta, Magnoliopsida, Poales, Poaceae. Bases 162 to 1895 code for a protein of 577 amino acids.